Molecule: messenger RNA, 4180 nt
Organism: Closterium sp. Yama58-4
Lineage: Eukaryota; Viridiplantae; Streptophyta; Zygnematophyceae; Desmidiales; Closteriaceae
Source: the annotation of a GenBank genome assembly
CCAAGUGGACCCCAUUGUCGCCUCCUUCACAGGCGGAGCGGUGGGGGUGCUGUCAGCACUGCUGGUGGUGGAGGUGAAUAACGUCAAGCAGCAGGAGCACAAGCGCUGCAUGUACUGCCAUGGAUCAGGCUAUCUGGCGUGUGCGCGCUGCUCUGCCACGGGCUCUCUCAUAGACGUGCAGCUGGAAGGGGAGGGUUCAGCAGAAGGCGGAGGAGCAGCAGCAGCGGCAGGAGGGGGUGCUGCAGCCAAUGGGGCAGCAGCAGCAGCAGCAGCAGGGGGAGCAGCAGCAGGGGGAGCAGCAGCAGGGGGAGCAGGGGGAGCAGGGGGAGCGGUUGGUGCUGGGCGGCAAGGCGUGAAGGUAGCCAAGCGGUGUCCGAAUUGUGCCGGCCUGCGCAAGGUCAUGUGCCCUACUUGUUUGUGCACGGGAAUGGCACUUGCAACGGAGCACGAUCCGCCAACAGAAGCAGCAGCAGCAGCAGCAGUGGCGGCGGCGGCGCGCGGCGGGCCGGAUAACUCCCUCUUUCGCUACCGCGGCGUGCGGCAGCGCACGUGGGGGAAGUGGGUGGCGGAGAUCCGCGAGCCGCAGCGCAAGGUGCGCCUGUGGCUCGGCUCCUUCGUCUCCGCGGAGCAAGCCGCGCGCGCAUACGACCGCGCGGCGCGGAAGCUGUACGGCGCGGACGCCGUGCUCAACUUCCCCGCUGCCCCCGCGCCUGCCCCCCCGCCUGCCCCCCCGCCUGCGCCGAACGGGAGAUCGUGUCCCCCCCCGCGGGCCGCCAGCGCCGAGAACCUCGAAUCGCCCGUCCCGAGCGCCGCGAAUGGCGGAGGACGAAGUGGCCCCGUCGCGAUUCUUCCCUCGAGCAACACCCGUCAGGCGGCGCACCCUCGAGCAGCACCUGGCGCCGCCCCCGAUACAAGCACAUCGUGGAGCUAUCACCUCCGCCAAGGCCUCCGCGACAGCGGCGAGAAUAUCAGCUUCCCGCGGCUGUCAAACUUCCCCAUUCCUGCCGCUGCUCCCGCCCUUAUUGCUGCUCCCAAGGCUACCCCUGCUCCCGGUUGUGACUCUGCAGCCGCCCCUGCCAUGUCACCAUGGGCGCCCCAGGUGAAAAUAGAAGGGUCGUCGGACAUUCCUGCAGCACCUGUGGUUGAUUCCAUGGGCGUUCAGGGGAAAGGAACUCGAGGCGCAUUGGAUGGGACGAAUGGGGCGAGUGAGCAAUCCUGCUUAAGCCCAGGGAAACGAGGGAGAUGCGAGGGGGUCUGCGGUGGAGAUGGGUUCGAUGCUCUGCAGGGUGAUGUGGGCGGCGGUUCUAGCAUGAAACGCGUGUGCCAGCGGGGAAAUGGAAAUGAGCCGAAAGAGAUCGAGAGUUUGGAAGGGUUGGACGGCGGCAGCAGCAACAGCAGCAAGGCUCUUGAAGAGAGUAGGAAUGCUGGAGAGGUAAGCCCCGGAAGCGAUAGUUCUUCCGGGGAUUGCGAGGCUGAGCUUGUGUCUCUAGAUUCUGAUGAGACGGAUUUCCAGCUGGAGGUAGAUGCGUGGGGAAUGGAGGGGUUGGAAAUGCUGCUUCCGGGACUUAACGCUGACGGAGAAGACGACGAGGAGGAGACAGACGAACCGCAGACCAUGCGGCUUUAUGUGGAAGAUCUGGUGACUAGCGCGACGGAUCCCACUAAAGUCGGGCUCGUUGCUGACGUGGCAGGCAACGUGGACAGCGACGAUGAUGACGAGGAUGACGACAAGGAUUCGUUAGAAGACGGAUACGCCAGGAUUUGCUGGCUCGGAUCGGAGGAACCUUCCGAGGAGCGAAUCGAGGAUCUUAAAAUUAUCGACCGUUGCUUCUUACACGGAGACGUCGUGGCGCGCGCGGACGAUCCGCUGGGGCAAACCGGGACCGUGACAGCUGUCGAGCUGCUAUUGGAUCUCGAGCUCUCGUCGGGGGAGAUUCUGAAAGAUGUGGAUUCUAGGCGGUUGGUUCCGAUCCGAUCCGUGAAACCCGGAGGUUUUGUCGUUUACCGCGACUGGGUGGGAAGGGUUGACGAUAUUAUGGAUAACCUCGUUUUGGUUCUCGACGACGGGGCGAAAUGUCGGGUUACCAAAGUCAGCCCGGACGAUUUGUAUCCGGUCAGACCGUCGGCAACGGACGACGAGGAGAGCAUUCUUUUUUGGCCUGGGCAGCGCGUGCGGGCAGCGUACUCGAGCAUCUUCCGCCGCGCCCAAUGGCUGAAGGGCACGUGGAAGCAGUCGCGCAUGGAAGCCACGGUGGCAGUCGUCGAACCCGGAACGGCGCUCGUUCAGUGGAUCACGGGAAGACAGUUCAGCAGCGGCGGCGGCGGAAGCGGCGACGGGAAUGGUGGCGGGGACGAGGGUAACAGGAACAGCAGCGGGGAUAGAGGCGCGGUUGAGGGGGAAGAGACUGCGGAGGACGGGGACGGGAAGAGCAACGGCAACGGCAGCAGCGUCAAGAAGGGAACCGCGGGGAAAGGGGAAAAAAGUAGGGGGGGCGCGGGCGGGGCGAAAGGACCUCCGCCAGACGAGCGUACUGCCAUUGUCGCCUGGGCUAGGGCUAACGGGGAGAGCAGGGCGGGAGAGUCGGGGGAAAAUGGGGAGGAUGGGGAUGGAAGGGUGGGGAGAAUGGAGGGUGGGGGUGCGGCGGGGUGGGGCGGGGUGGUGGAGUUUCAGGAGGAGUUGGCUGCGGUGUAUGAGUUGGCGGAGCAUCCGGAUUGGAAUUUCAGGCUUGGGGAUGUUGUUGUUAGGCUGGAAGCAGAGACAGGAGGGGAGACGGGGAAUGCGGCAGAGGAAAAGGCAGGGGAGGAGGCAGGGAAGGAGAAGGGAGAGGAGAAGGAAGGACUAGGAGAGGAAAGGGUGGAUCAUAAGGGAGGGGAAGGUGGGAAAGGGGAGGAGGAGGAGCGGGGGGAAAGGAAUAAUGGGACGGUUGCAGACAGGGAGGGGGAGGGAGGGGAAGUGAAAGGGAAGGAGGGAGGAGAGGAGGGGAGUGAAAUGAGACAGGAUGACGUAGCAGAGAGAGAGGAGAGGGAGAAGGUGACAGAGGAAGCGGAAGAGGAGGAAGAAGAAGUGGAGGAUGAAGGGGAAGAGGAGGAGGAAGGGAAAGAGGAGGAGGGAUCAGGUGAUUGGGAGGAGGCGGAGGAGGGAGAGGAGGGAGAGGUGGGGGGUGAUGGUGGGGAUGCGGGUGGUGGGAGCGUGGAUGCGUCAUGGGUGGGCGAGAUUGCUGCCAUGCGCCAUGGCCUUCUCACCGUUGCAUGGGCUGAUGGCUCUAUCUCCCAGCCGGGCAAUCGCAAGUGGGCCAAGGCAGUGCACAGGGACUGGGAGAUCCUCCAGACCAACCUGCCAGACUCCAUCUCUGUGCGUGUCUAUGAGGAUCGAAUGGAUCUGCUGCGGGUGGCCAUAGUGGGACCGCCAGAUACCCCCUACCACCUCGGGCUCUUCUUCUUCGACAUCUGGUUACCACCAGACUACCCGGCCGUGCCUCCGUCCGUCCACUAUCACUCAGGAGGUCUCAGGGUGAAUCCGAACCUGUACGAGAAUGGCAAGGUGUGCCUAUCGCUGCUCAACACGUGGAGUGGCAAGGGCACGGAGGUCUGGAACCCGGGCUCGUCCAUUCUGCAGGUCCUCGUGUCAAUCCAAGGCCUUGUGCUCGUGCCGCGGCCGUAUUUCAACGAGGCGGGGUAUGAGAGGCAGAGGGGCAGUGCAGAGGGGGAGAGGAACGCGGAUCUCUAUAACGAAAGUGCCUUCCUGCUGUCGGCCAAAACCAUGAUCUACUCCAUUCGCAACCCCCCCAAGCAUUUCGAGCCCCUGGUGGUGCUGCAUUUCAAACAGCAUGCUGCCGCCAUCCUUGCUCUGUGCGACACCUACGCCCGAGGGGCCAAGGUGUGUCCACUCAAGGCUGCAAGCAAGGCAAGCCCGGCUGUUGUCAAAGACACAAGCCCAACUACUCAGGACAACUCAGCUGCUAAGUACAACACAAGCCGACCCGACUCUGACAGCAUGAGUGGUUCUGAAGGUGGUCAGCAGCAGGAGGGGUCGCUGGGACAGCAGGGAGGUGCUAGGCUAGCGGAUGCGGUGCAGAGUGGUGGUGGAGGUGACGAUGGGUGUUCGGCUGGGUUCAAGAUAAUGCUGGGGAAGCUGCGUCCACAGCUGGAACUAGCCUUGGCACGGGUUGUGAAGGGAUGA